GAAAUUCGUGCAGGUGCGGGUGAAGGAAACCUUGGAAGCAAACAACCCAAACAACCACCCCUUCCUCCCCCCAAUACACCCCCAAACCCAGCCAUUGUUCCGAAUUUAUGAGAUUAAAGAUUGUUAAUUCUAUACGAAAAUUCCAACCUACCAUCCGAUUUGCCCAAUCACCUCAAUAAACUCCAUCUAGCUAUUUUAAUAUCUCCCCAUCACUGAGGCCACCCAUCCUACCAAUUCCCAGCCCAUCCCGGCAAUGGAUAUUAAAGCAAUACUAAAAUUGACCCUAGCACGGGCGCCAAGUAACGGGCUCCUCGGCUUGCGGCUGACCAUGGCUUGCCCUUUUCCGUUUACAGUAGGAGACCACAGAAGCUAAGAUGCCUUUUUUUGCGUUGCUCCCUUGGGUACAUGAUCUCUUUAUUCAUGGCUCUGGAGGGCUGACGCAAGCUUCCCGGGGGGAUUUGACCUGUUUUAUUCUGGAGAUGACUUACAUUACUCGUAGUACUCGUGGUACUCGCGGUACUAGGUAGGAUAGAUCCAUAGUCCUACUCCCUAAGUAUUACUUGUAUAACUAGAACACAACAUGCCAGCGCAUCUCUCCACCAUUAAACCAUUUUUUCUUACUUGAGCUUUUUCCUUUAUUUUUUCUUUUUUCUCUUUCGUCAGUUCCUGUCCACCCACCUUCCCUUUCCAUUGCGCCUCUCGACACACUUAGACGAGACGCUCUACGGAGGAGAGACCGAAAGAUGCGUUUACCACUCCCUCUACCCCUGCUCUCGCUUAUCUCGACCGCCAUCGGAUCGCCGGCUAGUGACAUCAGCCAUGGCUACGCCCCGGUCGACUCUCGCGAUGUCAUGAUAGGCCGCGCUGCUCCGGAAGAUCCCUCCGGUAACUAUGCGCCGGCUACUGUCGACUGCCCCCAGCAACGGCCGACAAUUCGAGGCGCCGGAUCCUUAUCACAGUCGGAACGGGAUUGGUUGAAGAACCGUAGGAAUAAGACGAUCGACCCCCUGGUCCAAUUUCUUAAGAAUGCGAACUUAACCGAUUUCGACGCUGCCGGUUACGUUACUUCUCACUCGUCCAACUUCUCCGUUGUGCCCAACAUUGGUAUUGCUGUUUCAGGCGGUGGUUACCGCGCUUUGAUGAAUGGUGCUGGUUUCCUUGCUGCGGCUGACAGUCGCGUACCAGGUGCGACCGACACUGGAGGAAUUGGUGGUCUUUUGCAGAGCAGCACAUACCUAGCCGGUCUUUCCGGUGGUGGCUGGCUGGUCGGUUCCAUUUUCGCCAACAACUUCUCCAGUGUCGUACAGCUUCGCGAUGGCUACGAAGGAUCCUCUUUGUGGCAAUUUUCCAAUUCCAUUUUCAAAGGUCCAAAGAGUCGGGGAAUAUCGAUUGUUAACACCGUUGAGUAUUGGGACGACAUCAAGAAUCAAGUCGACGACAAGCGAGACGCCGGAUAUGAUGCUUCUAUCACGGAUUACUGGGGCCGAGCGCUAUCAGUUCAGCUGAUCAAUGCGGCGGACGGCGGUCCGGCUUACACAUUCUCGUCUAUCGCCGAUGCGCCUAACUUCUCUGGAGCUGAUACACCUAUGCCAAUUCUAGUGUCCGACGAACGCAGGCCGAACACCGAAGUCGUUUCCUUAAACUCGACCGUUAUUGAGUUUAACCCCUGGGAAAUUGGAUCCUUCGAUCCGACUGUUUUUGGUUUUGCGCCCAUCCGAUAUGCGGGUUCUAACUUCAGCGGUGGUAGCGUACCUAACGACGGCCAUUGCGUCGAGGGAUUCGAUUCGUUCAGCUUCGUAAUGGGAACUAGCAGCACGCUUUUUAACCAAUUUCUCCUACAAAAUCUUUCGGACACAAGUAUCCCGUCAAUAGUAGUUGACGCGCUCAGGGCGAUCUUGACUGAUAUUGGUGACAACAAUGAUGACAUUGCCGCCUGGACACCAAACCCUUUCUAUGGCUAUAACAACAACACCAAUGCGAACCACGAGGAUGAGCAGCUGACUCUUGUCGAUGGUGGUGAGGAUUUGCAGAACAUCCCGCUGCACCCUCUGAUCCAGCCGAUUCGCGAGCUUGACGUCAUCUUUGCUGUUGACUCAUCUGCGGACACUGAAACCAACUUCCCUAAUGGAACUGCGCUGCGUGCUACGUAUGAUCGUAGCAAGACGGAUAUCGCCAACGGCACCGCGUUCCCUGCGGUACCAGAUGCUGAGACCUUCGUUAACCUUGGUUUGAACAAGAAGCCAACAUUUUUUGGAUGCAACACAUCCGACUUCUCCAACGCCAGUCACAUCCCACCUCUGAUCGUGUACGUGCCAAAUGCGCCGUACACUGCACAGAGCAACGUAUCCACCUUUGACCCAUCGUACCCGGAUGAGCAGCGCAACUCCAUCAUCAAGAACGGCUACAACGUCGCUACAAUGGGCAAUGGUACACUCGAUAAAGAGUGGCCUGCCUGUGUCGCCUGUGCUAUCCUGAGCCGUAGUCUCGAGCGCACCAACACUCAAUUAAGCGCUACAUGUCAAGGUUGCUUCAGCCGGUACUGCUGGAACGGUACGACGGAUAGCACACCUGUCAGCAGCUACGACCCUACACCUAUCUUACAACUCGAUGCGCAGAGUGCGGGUUUGAGCGUGAGGAGUGACACAGCGAGAGGCGUGACUUAUGGUGUUGCCGGUGUUAUUGCUUUGGUUUUGGCAUUAUAAAGGAGUUAAGUGUUAUAGUAUAAAUUUGUUUCUAGAUACAGGGUCGUCACUUAAUUAUUUCACAAGUGAAGGAUAAGGCCAUUGACGUUAAGCUUUGAGUUUUAAUGAUCUACUUUACAAUAAGAAGGGGUUCGGACAAGAUUGUACAGGGCAUUCUUGCGUUAGCAAUGUCUCUGGAGUAGUGAGGAUGGACAGACGGAUAGACAUAUAGGUCUAGAUAGACCCUUGCGGUCAUUUGAUAGGGACUCGGGUCCAGAAACUCAGAAUUUGAUGAAAUUCGCAUACGUUGAUUACCUCGGUAGUGAUUUGAUUACAGUUAAGGGGUGCUCGCCCUGUUGCGAU
Molecule: messenger RNA, 3044 nt
Organism: Hypoxylon trugodes
Lineage: Eukaryota; Fungi; Ascomycota; Sordariomycetes; Xylariales; Hypoxylaceae
Product: lysophospholipase catalytic domain-containing protein
Exons: 1
Coding region: 744-2702 (652 amino acids)
Biological process (GO): glycerophospholipid catabolic process
Cellular component (GO): cytosol; intracellular membrane-bounded organelle
Molecular function (GO): A2-type glycerophospholipase activity
Source: RefSeq, a predicted model, not a curated record